This is a messenger RNA of Thermothielavioides terrestris NRRL 8126, 1128 nucleotides long. RefSeq lists its product as uncharacterized. Lineage: Eukaryota; Fungi; Ascomycota; Sordariomycetes; Sordariales; Chaetomiaceae. The transcript has 3 exons. The record is from RefSeq and is a predicted model, not a curated record. Bases 1 to 1128 code for a protein of 375 amino acids.
AUGUUUGACAUCUUCGCCAAGUUGCUCUCCUCCAUCGCAUCCAUUCUCUUCCCACUCUUCGCCAGCUACAAGGCCCUCAAGACCUCGGAUCCGGCCCAGUUGACACCAUGGCUUAUGUAUUGGGUCGUCCUCGCCUGCGUGCUCCUCGUUGAGUCGUGGACCGAGUGGUUCCUGGUUUGGAUACCCUUCUACGCUUACAUUCGCCUCCUCUUCCUCCUCUACCUCGUGCUCCCGCAGACCCAAGGCGCACGCCUGAUCUACGAGGAAUACGUCCACCCGCGCCUCGAAGAAAACGAGACGGCCAUUGAGGAAUUCAUCGCCUCCGCCCACGAGCGCCUCCGCAGCGCGGGAAUCGCCUACCUCAAGCGCGCCAUCGAGCUGCUGAAGACCAACGUUCUCGGCCUGCCGCCCUCGCAGCCCGAACCAGCGCCCGAGCCGCAGACCGCGCAGUCGUACACCCAGGCCCUCCUCGCGCGCUUCACCCUCCCCUCCCCGCGAUGGAGCGCCAAGACUACUGCUGCCCCGGGGACCAGCACCGCCCAAGCAAGCCAGGGCGGCGGCCUCACAGCCGAUUUCUACAACCUGCUCGCCUCCGCCGUCAGCGCUGCCGCCUCCGCCGCCACCUCUACCCCCUUUGAUACCAAACACGCCCCAACCCCGUCCUCAGGCCCUGCUCGCGCAGGGAGCGUCCUCCCUGAGACCCUCCGCGCCGCCACCCCCGCCGCGCGCAUGUCCUUCAUCCAGGCCCAGCGCGAGCGCCUGCGCGUCGUCCUGUCCGCCCUGGACCGCGAGGAGGCGGAGGAGGUCACGCGCCAGCGCCAACAGACGCAGGCGCAAGAGCCGUGGCUCGCGCCAGGCUCGGGUGCAGCGGAUAUCGGAGGGGCCAAGCGCAGGUCGUCGGCCAGCGAGCAGAGCGCGGCCAGCGGGCUGAGCAAGAGCCGAUCGGAGGGGGAUUUUGAGAAGCUGGAGGCCGGCAGCGGGGCGGAGGAGGAGAUGGAUCUUGAUGAGGACGACGGGCCCGGUGUGCGGAGGAGGCCGGUGUCAGGGGCAGCCGGGGGCUGGAUGCCGUGGAGUUGGGGCGCCGGCGGGAGUGCUGAUGUGGGCAGGAGUUCGGGGGUGGAUAACUGA